Trypanosoma cruzi is the source of this 2277-nucleotide messenger RNA. RefSeq lists its product as uncharacterized. NCBI's taxonomy places the organism in Eukaryota, Euglenozoa, Kinetoplastea, Trypanosomatida, Trypanosomatidae. Bases 1 to 2277 code for a protein of 758 amino acids. The record is from RefSeq and is a predicted model, not a curated record. The transcript has a single exon.
AUGCGCAGAGAACAUGUUGCCAACGAGGGAAGAGGCGAAACCACCGCACCCACGGCGACGGCGUGUGUGCGAGUAGUCCACAUGGAGCACCCGCCAAGCCGCCUGCAUCUCUCAGAGGCCGAGCGGCAGGGAGCCGUGACUGUGCCUCUCCCUUCGACGGGCGGGGGUGGGGAUGAAAGUCGGGGUGUUCUGACGGUCAUGUGCGUGGUGGAGGCGGCACGGCGGCAGCUGCGGCUGGACGACACGGCGCUGCAGCUCAGCCUCCACGGUGUGGUGUUGUCCCCGCAACAAGACUUGGCGGAGGUUCUGGAAACCCUCCCAUGCGAAACCCGCAAACGUCUGGUGUUUCUCCUCAGCCCAACGCCCGCCAACGCGCUCGACAGGCAGGAAAGGGAAAGGAGCAAAAAGUCAAAGCAGGUCACGUUUGUUGAAUCGUCAUCGCCAGCAUCCACACGGGCAGAGCUUGCUGCUAUGACUGAUGGAGAAGUGGCACAGUCGUUACCGAUGCAUUUUUCACCCAAUUUGGAGAGGGGGACGCAGUUAACAACGUCGCAGUGUGUGUUUCUUGAAUCUUGGCUCAAACCAAACCGUUGUGCCCGUUGCCAAUGUGUGCGGGCACAACAUAGCGUAUUUACUCCAACCCGUCAAGAGCGUCUCCAAAGUGCCAUGGUUUUGGCGAGGAAAACGAUUAGCCGUACUCGUCGUUGCCAAAGCACUGAGCGGGAAGGUGGGUUGCGGGAGUCAGGGCUGCCGUAUUAUUACGCCGACCCUCAUCAGUGGGAGCCGCAGCGGGGGGAACGGUAUCACGGACGCGGUGAAUCAUGCCACGAAUUCUGCGCAUUGUGGGGAAGCCCCAUGUUGUGUCGCAACUGCCAAAGAGUCAAGGAGACGCAUGAAAUAGAAGUCAAACAUGCGGUGACGCAGGUCUCAACGACAACCGCGAGGCGGCCGCGCAGUCUGGAAUCCUCCUUGGUGCAUAGUGGAGGCAACUCCCCACCAGCGUAUGCACGCAAGACGUGUCAGCACCUUGCCCCGUCCUCGAGUAGUGAGUACUGCACAGUUUGUUACACGCAACGGGUGAAGCAGAUAUCUCGAGUAGGGCCGCGCUCUCCGCUGGUUGAUUUGACUCCACGGCGGCAACGUGUCUCACCUGCACGCCCAAAGGCAAACAACGUGGCCGAUUGGCUUGCCGUGCCUGCAGCUGGAAAAGAGGUAUCAGCUAUCCAAAAGAAAGACGCUUGUAGUUCUGAUGACAAAAUAAGAAGGAGAGCGAAGCAGAGAAAUGGAGCAGAGAGUACGAAGGAGAUGGCUCUUACGCAUGCUAACAAUGCUCAUUCCUUCUCUUCUUCCUUUUUAUCCACCGCCGUCGCCAAGAAGAAGAAAUCGAUAUUGACAGUACCCCCAAGAAGAAUAAAUUGUGGCGCCUUGCGAAAAGGCAUCCCGUGGGAUCUCGUACUGCCGUACAUGACAUUUGAUGAUCUACUGGUGUGUAGAACCGUUAGUUCGGCCAUGUGCAGCGUCGCUAUUUCAAUCAUUUAUGAAAACUGUCAUUACAUUAUGGAUAUCCUUGAUAUUCCAAUUCGGAAACGUGAAUUACUUGUAAAACAUGCCAAUCGCUACGCCUCCAUUAUUCUGGACGCUUUGCAGGAAAAAAGACCGUGUUCUGAGCCAACGGAUGCCGCCACGCAUCCUCGUCGUCUCUUCCAUUUCUGCAUCCUGCGGUUCCUCGGGGCCUUGCAGGCAUUGAGCCCCGAGAGAGAAAACGGCCUUACCGAAAGAGGCACCCAAGAGGGGAGAAACUGGGCGUUCACAGAUUGUUUGGAAUAUUUCCCCCCUGUUUUACCAAGGGAUGACGCAUUGGCACUCGUGACGAGAGGAAACAUGGUUGGGGAGGUAUGCGCGGCACAAAAACUCCUCUACGGUGAGGAGGCCAGAGUUGCCUUGCGGUCAUUGAUUGAAAAACUCGCUUGGUGUGACUCCAAUUCACUGCCGCCAAUGGCGACGCAAGGGAUCACGGACGCGUUUGAAGCAAUUUCCGUGGCUGCUGCCGCCUCCCUCGUUUACAUCUGCGACGACACAAAGCUGAAUGGAAUGAAGAGUAAUACAAAAAACACACGCUUCAUGUCGCUUGGUGGUUUUUUUGAAGAACAUACACUCAUGCCACUUGUUGACUUUCUGCUUUCGGUGGAGGUGGUGACGAAAAUGAAGUGGAGAACUCGUAAGUUUCUGGACGCGCUCCGCCAGCACCAUCAUCAUCUUUAUCGCAGUAUUGUGUGA